This is a messenger RNA of Danio rerio (zebrafish), 1390 nucleotides long. It is a transcript of the gene slc66a3, whose product is annotated as solute carrier family 66 member 3. Gene Ontology annotation, cellular component: membrane. The record is from RefSeq and is marked provisional. Lineage: Eukaryota; Metazoa; Chordata; Actinopteri; Cypriniformes; Danionidae.
GCGCUGAUGUGUGCGGAAGUGCCGAUGGUAACAGCUGGGACUCUUCGGUGCCAGCAGCCAGGAUCAGAUUCACAGAGCUGGAUUAAAGGCGCAGGACUCUGGAGGAGACAGAGAUGGACGGGAAUCUGAGCCUUCAUGUGGCGAAUUUCAGCACUCUGUUUGUGUGUAUGGUGCUGAAGUUCCCGCAGAUCUUCGUUCUGCUACGGGCCAGAGCUGCUGCGGGGGUCAGCCUCAACAGCCUCCUGCUCGAGCUGCUCGGGUUCAUAGUGUUCAUGUCCUAUCAGAUGUAUUAUGAAUAUCCACCGCUCACCUACCUGGAGUAUCCCAUCCUCAUUGCACAAGAUGUCAUUGUGCUCCUGUUGAUCCUGCAUUAUAACAGAAACCUCAAGCACAGUCUCAUAUAUGCUGCACUGUUUGUGGGUGGAUGGCAGCUGCUCACAGUAAAGAAGUGGGUGAUUGAUUUGGCCAUGAGUCUGUGUACGCUGAUCAGCGGCAGCAGUAAACUGGCUCAGCUUCAGUGUUUGUGGCGCUCCAAGGAUUCUGGUCAGGUCAGCUCUCUCACAUGGGCUCUGGCCACAUACACAUGCAUGGCACGGAUCUUCACUACCAUCAUCACCACAGGAGACACACAAGUGCUGGUUCGGUUUAUCGUCAUGACCAUUCUGAACAUGUGGGUUACGGCUACGGUCAUCUACUACAAACCUCAAGCAGUCAAACAGGAUUAAGACAAAGGUCAUGUGCUGUUUGGAUUGAGCACUUUUGUUAUUCCAGUGUAAGAUAUGGUAAAGGGAUGGGUUAUCCAAAAAUGAAAAUGUACCCAUUUCCUCAAACUCAGGUGCUGAUUCACUUUUAUGAGUUUCUUUCAUUGGUUGAACACAAAAACAAGAUCAUUUGGCAUCUAUAGAACACUCAAUGAUGUUUGCUGUUUGUUCAAACUACUUAUUUAAAAUGAGCUGCAACAAUACAAUUCUUAAGGUUUUUGGGGUUACAUUGCAAAUUACAGGGGAGUUUGGGGUGCAUUGACCCCCUUAAUUAAUGCUUGAUCCCCCCUGAAGGACAUCAAAACAAAAUGUAUAGGGGGUCAGCUCUUUAAUAUUAAGAAAUAGCUUUCACUGAUCUCUGAUCUAUAUCUUAAAUAUUAAGAAUUUAAAAUGUAUUAUACAAAUAUACAUUUGACCCCCCUAUAAUAGUCUGAAGCUGGCAGUUCUAGAGCUCCGAUACACAUCUUAAGUAUUUAAAAAACACAUUUCUUGUAAAACAGGUAUUUAAAUCUGCACGUAGAGAAAAAAAAAAGGGUCAAAUUAGACACAUAAUUUGUAUAGUCUGACCUACAGUAACCUCUAAAAUAGUCUGUAAAUGACAAAACACUGAAAACUGAUACAUUUAAAAA